AAUCCACUCCGGUGCUUUAGGGCAGCCAGCAAAGUGUGCACUAUUGUGUGCGGCUGAAAAAAAGAGAGCAAAAAAGGAGGGGGAAGAAAAGAGACUCAGGCCCUUUGUGUGGAGAGGACUCAGCAGGAAAGCGAUUUUGCAAUUACUUCAGCUUGCCGGCAAGGCAAGCUCAGGUCCUCUGAUCUGUACACUCGCACACUGGACCGUCUCACUCUGCAUUCCGCCUGUCGAAGCACACAUAAGAGUGAGCGUGUGUCGAUGGGCUCUGUCUGGAUGCAUAUCAAGGGCCAGCAGCGACUCAGAAUUUCUCUCUCUGAUGAUGAUAGCAGACGUCAGACGGGCCCAUGAAUAUUGAUGUGGAGGUCUGUUUCAUAGACGAACAGAAAGAAGCAAGAUGGCUGCCCUUUAGGAUUUGUUUAAGAGGAGACUUAGACGGUUUGCUGGAAUUCAACAAAGUGGAGGGACUUAAAACAAGGACGCAGAGAGGGCAGCCUCGUGAAUGGACUCAGAGUAGACCAGAUGGAAACAGAAAAGACGAGCCAUGAGAUGGAAAAAAGUCUUCACAAACCACUUUCACAAACCAGUGCCACUCAGCACACAGAGAAACUGCACAUCAAGCAAAAGAAUGGAGACCAGUCACCUGAAAUCUUAUUUCAGCAGUUCAAUGGUGAACCCAACCAGAGCCAUUUUAAGUCCAGCAUGGAGGCCUUUCCAGUGAAAAGCCCUGAUAACAUUCAAGGGUUGUUUGAUCAAAGCAUGUAUGAGAUGAAUGGAAAUAUGAAGCAUGCACUUGGUGAGCAGACAUUUUUUGACUUUCACCAAUCUAAAAGGCUCUGCACUGGUUUAGAGAUGAAUGGAGAUGAGGAUCUUGAAUUCCCUAAGCACAAGCAGCCAGUGCAUCAUGAAUUAAAUCAUAGCAAGAGAAACUGUAACUUUCCCAGUGGAGAUAUCUUCUCAUUGUCGAGUAACAAGCAGGUCCCAAUGCCCAAUGGUGCUAUGAAGAAUCCACAUUCAGUUAAGGGCACAACUGGUGACCUUUUGGAAAAAACUUUGUCUCAGUACUACCCAGAGCAUGUGUCUAUUGCACCUCAAACCAACUCAUCUCAAGUGCACCAAGUAACCAGCAACCUGCCUGAACAGGCAACUUCUUCACCUUCAUUUACCUCAGGUUUUCCUAGUUCACCCCAAACACCUGCCUCUGAUCCACUAGCCAAGGUACCCCCAGAGGUUGAAGGCCUCAAUGGCUACAACCAAGAAUUAACACAGAAUGGAUACUGUGUUGGUUUUGCAGAUGACAAAAAGCAAAGGAAGUCUACUUUUCUUCCAUCUAAUCUCUCAGAUAUUGGAAAACAACAAUCACUGUGUAAGGUAGGCUUGGAGUCCAAUGUGCCAUUACAGAAAGGCAUCGAUGGUUACUCACAGAAUCGAAAAGAUAAAGAAGGCCUUUCAAAUGACUAUGAGUGUUUAAGCAUGUUCUCUAAGUCCAACCAGGAUUUCAACCAGGAAUCCUAUAUAUUGCCCAGGGAGGUGGCAGGUUCCCCUUUUUCAAGUGAAACAGAUGGUACAUUAAGUUCAUUUAACAGCAUUCAAACACAAAGGACUCAAAUGGGUCAACAAAACCUACAGUUGAAAAUGGCACAGAAAAAGCCAGCUGAUGGAAGCUUCCAUGACAACAGAGACUCCUCUUUGCCACAGCAACAAACCCUUGAGACACAGAAGCCAGAAAGUAGCUUACAUGAGAAACAUGAUAAGCCUCAACCACAUCAGAAAAAUACAAUAUUACAAAGUGCAAAUCAAUCAUCCCACAUGGGGUGGAUUGAUUUAAACUCAGCACCAACACCACAAACAUCUAAUAAACACCCCCACACAUGGGAUUUUUUUCUUUCACAGGCUGCCCCAAUGCAGCAGCAAAAAAUUCCACAGAGCCAAAGCCAUCCGAUGAACCCUAUACCCCCAAACAGCUUACACUCGCAAAAUUUCAGUAAGCCCAACUUUGCCACACAUGAAAGUCAGACAGAGGAUUACAAAAAUCAACCACCUACACAACUGCCCCAAAAUUCUGUACCUGAAUGUCAACAGUCUUCUGGCUUCCUCUCUCAGGCACCACCUGUUGAGCCUCUGCAGCAGGCCACCGGCUCAUUUCCUCAUCAGCUCCCUCAGAAUGGACAGAGUAUACAAGCAGAUGCACAAUCAGAAGGAGCUUCUCAGAAUCAGACGGACGAACCAAUCUUAAAACGACAUAAAAUGGAAGACUGCCCUUAUUCAGAAUCGCAAAUGUUACCUUACAAAACAUCACAAGAUUAUAAGAAUAUGAGAGACGAAUCUACAUUUUCAGACCAUUCGAAGUCAAACACACAGCUUUUGUCUAAUAAAGUUCAAGCUGAGCUAGGCGAUGUAACACAGAUCCAAAAAAACUUCCAGCAGAAGAACAUACAGUUCUCUCAGAGCACCAGUAAACAACAUCAACACUACCAGCAGGCUUUCCAUCAGAGGGCACACAAUGAUUUGGAAUUCUUCCAGCCUCCACACUUACAAUCACACCUGUCACAAGAUUCUAAUUGUAAUAGUCUGCAGACACCUACUCAAACAUUUCAGAAAGCUGAAUUUCAAGAAACCUGUGCCCAAAUCCAGAGAGGGUCUCUGUCAACACAAGGUGCUCAAGCAGAUAUGCAGAAGCAUGCAGCCUUGCGUAUGCACCUUCUGCAGAAGCAGGAGAGGCAAGGUCCCAACCACACCAGGUCAAAUAUGGAGUCCUUGAAAACAAAAAACCCAAGUUUAGAGGUCCCAGCUCAAAAUCCACCCCUUCAAGUGCAGUGGCAAGAUCAAGACAAAGUCAAAGUCAUGCCUAUAGUAAAGCAGGAGGCUCAUUCAAUGACCUGUGAACAAAGCCAGCAGAGGAGCAUUCUAGCUACCAUGGAGCAGCAAUUAAAACAGUAUGAGCUUUCACCUAUGUUUGAAAGAAAGUCUUUGGUCAUCAAGUCACCAAAUAAGGUGAAGGUAGAGAUGGCUGGAGAGGUGACAGUGCUCUCAACCAGUACUGAGGGGAAUAUCAAUGAACAAUGCAAAUCAAAAGACCUCACCCCAUCUAAAAAGAUUGAAAAUGGUUUGCAGGGCUUUCUAGACUCACCCAUGAAGCUGCUCAAUACACCAGUAAAAAACCUGCUCAAUACACCUUCAAAGACACAAUAUGAUAUUCCUUCAUGUCACUGUGUUGAUCAAAUCAAAAGUGAAAGGGAUGAAGGUCCAUAUUAUACACACUUAGGAGCAGCAUCAACUGUUGCAGGCAUACGCACAAUUAUGGAAAACCGGUCUGGACUGUCUGGAAGUGCCAUUAGAAUUGAGAAAGUUGUGUAUACCGGAAAAGAAGGCAAAAGCUCACAGGGUUGCCCCAUCGCCAAAUGGGUAAUACGGAGGGCAAGUGUCGAUGAAAAACUCUUGGUAUUGGUGCGAGAGCGGGGCGGUCACUCUUGUGAGACAUCCUGUAUAGUGGUGGUUAUCGUGGUUUGGGAAGGCAUAUCAACCAGCCUGGCUGACUCUCUCUACUCGGAACUCAGUGAUACUCUAACAAAACAUGGUGCUUUAACCAACCGCAGAUGUGCUCAUAAUGAGGAGAGAACAUGUGCAUGCCAGGGGUUUGAACCGGAUGCCUCUGGAGCCUCUUUCUCAUUUGGUUGUUCAUGGAGCAUGUAUUAUAAUGGCUGCAAAUUUGCUAGGAGUAAAGUCCCUCGAAAGUUCAAACUGCUUGGGGAUGAUCCCAGAGAAGAAGAGAAACUGGAACAAAAUCUCCAAGGUCUUGCAACUAUGAUUGCCCCAGUAUAUAAAAAAAUAGCACCUGAAGCUUACUCCAAUCAGGUGGAGCAUGAACACAGAGCUCCCGAUUGCCGUCUGGGCCUAAAAGAAGGACGCCCAUUUUCGGGGGUGACAGCCUGUCUGGAUUUCUGUGCCCAUGCUCACAGAGACCUACACAACAUGCAGGGGGGCAGUACUGUGGUCUGCACGCUUACACGAGAGGACAAUCGUGAAAUUGGAAAAAUCCCUGAAGAUGAGCAAUUGCAUGUGCUUCCCUUAUACAAGGCCUCAUCCACUGAUGAGUUUGGCAGUGCUGAGGCUCAGCUAGAGAAGACCAAGACUGGUGCUAUUCAGGUACUCAGUGCCUUUCGUAGACAGGUGCGUAUGUUGGCGGAGCCGGUCAAGUCUUGCCGGCAGAGGAAGCUAGAUUCCAGGAAAUCUGCAGUAAACAAGUCAACCCACCCUAACACAUCAAACUCCAAAACAGACAACACCCAGCAAGCAAAGCAGAAACAAAGUGUUAAUGAGAAUCUAGGUCAGAACACACCUAUGACAGGUUCAAGCAACGUGAAAAAAACUCCAGAUACUGGACAGCCCCUAAAUGCUUAUGCAGCCCAUCAGCAGCAGCCACAGCCAACACACCCCAAUCCUUCUUCCCUUUACACUGGCUCAUCAUUUCCUAGAUUCUCAAAUGCACAAGGAACCUUACCAAACACUUCUAAACUAGCAAACCUGCAUCGUCAAACACCAUCCCCUUCCAGUCCUUAUCUCCAUUCACAAAAUAUGCCCAACUCUUACAUGAAUGCAUCCACUCCAUAUUCAAGGUCACAUACACCCAGCCCUGUCUACCCUGGUUACCAACAUAAUGUAGGAGCACCCAUGGACAACUAUGCCCCUUACUACUCUAACAGUGUAAAGCAUAUGGAUAUUUAUCAGUCCCAAAGGAAUUCACUUUACCCUGAGCAGCAGUACAAUGCACCUCAUUAUGGGGUCAACUACCCAUCACACUAUGGAGAGUCAAGAAUGCCCAUGAAUGGUUAUAACACCUGUAAUGUGAGACCUGGUAUGCACUCUAUUGGACAAUACAGAGCUUACAGCCCUAAUAUGCCACCUGAUGCCUUUUUAAGGCCUCCCUUAGCCCAUUCAUAUUUGGACUAUGCAGCUGCAAACAAAAGCAGCCAGUAUGAAGUCUAUCCCAAAUCUCAUAUCUCCCAGGAUAGUCAAAUUUUUCCUCCAAGUCUAGACAACUUAAGAAUGCUAGGUAGCAAUUUAGAGAUGAACUUUCAUAGAUCAAAUGGCAUCUCUCAGGUGUUUCCUCCUGUGGGCAAUGAUGGCAUCAAUCCUAACCAACCUCAAAGUUUGAAGCUUUCAAAUGAAAACGUCCUAAACGCCCAGGUCAACCAGGAACCACACUCUCAGACUUUGGAACAAAAAGAAGAGGAAGUGUGGUCUGACAGUGAGCACAACUUCCUCAACCCUGAAAUUGGAGGGGUGGCAGUGGCACCUAGCCAUGGGUCCAUCAUUAUUGAGUGUGCCAAGCGUGAGCUUCAUGCAACUACGCCACUUAGUAAACCUGAUCGCAACCAUCCCACCCGUAUCUCUCUGGUCUUCUACCAACACAAGAACUUGAAUGAGGCAAAACAUGGACUGGCUAUGUGGGAAGCAAAGAUGGCAGAGAAGGCCAGAGAGAAAGAGGAAGAUGCUGAAAAGCAUGGUGCUGAAAACACAUCUAGCAAGAGCAGUAAUAAGAAAGUGAAGCGAGAAAAUACAGAACCUUCCGAACCCUCAGAGCCUCCAUACAAGCAAUUUCUUCUCAUGCUGAAUGAACGGUCAAUGUCCUGCACUACCAAUACGUAUGUGAACACGUCUCCCUAUGCCUUUACCAAGGUGACUGGGCCUUACAAUGAUUUUCUGUGAAAACCUUCUUAGGUUAAGAACAUUCACACAUUAGUAAAAGUGGCAUCAAACAUGGUGCUAACAUGUAGUGUUGCAGAUAGCAUUUGGCAAAAAAGUCCAGAAUGCCUGUCCAGUUUCUUUGAAGGUUACUGACAAAAGAUCAGUAAGAGUUGGCAUCACUAUAUAGAAAGGUGGAGCAGAUAGAUCAAUAGGAAUUUAAAUAUCAGGUUUGUCAGCUCACAAGAAGUCAGGCUUUACUGUUUGACCAAUAGGAAGUUUCUAUUUAUUAUCUGAUUAGUCUUUUAUGAUUACACACUGUUCUUCUUCCAUGGUGCUUACAGUCCACCAAAUCAGGACAAAUUACUGGAAACAAAGAUUCAUUUUUGAUGACUUUUGUGGCUUAUCAUUAUGUUUGCCCUGGUGCUAGGGAGUGUUUUGAAAGCAGACAUGUUUUCCAAUGCCUUUCUUUAAAAACACAAUUUGAUAUUUUUAGGUUUUAGGCAAUAAUUUUGAUAAUAACUUGUUUUAAAAUAAGCAAGCAGAAUUAGCUUCAUUGUGUGAUUUAGAAGCACUUUUUUUUAUCAUAGUAAGGGUAUUUAUUUUCUGCCCUCAAUCUGAAAGAUGACUAUGUUGGCUUGACGAAUAUUUAAAUUAAAAAUUCUUAGGAGAAAAAUAUUUCUGAUGAAUUCUAAUUACUUCUAGAGCUUUCAAACUACCUACAACAAACUUGGCACAGAGGUGGUUCUGACCUGCGUUGCAACAUGUUUUGUAACAAACUUAAGGUUUUCCAGGACCUAGUUUUCUUGUAACAGACAUUUAAACAUGCCAAAAAUCAAAUAGUCUUCAAUUUCGACUGUAAAAAAGUACUUGAGCUUUCUAGCUACAUCCACAAACUCGGCAGAGACCAUCAAAAUGUUCAUGCCUUAUUUUUUCUCUUUUCUAUCAGACCUUUCUUCUUGAUUCUAUCUACAUGGUCAGCAUGGCCUGUAAAACUUAGAAACCUCAAGCUUUUGAAGCUAUGUUAAAUGUUUCAGACAGGGCUUUGUGAAGCCAACAUUAAAGUUCGUCUUGACAAAUUUCACUUAUCUACUUUUUGGAUGGCACUCAAAUCAUGUUUACUGUAUUAAUUUUAGUUUCUUAAUGUGGUAAACAAUACUGAUGAUAUCAUACUUUUGACAGCUGAACAACAUGUAAAGACACCUUUACUGAUUUUUUUCUGGUGCUUUCACAAUUUUACAAAUUCUUUAUACCUAUAUCAUAUAUUGAGCCAUUUAAGAUACAUUUUUGUACCGUUAAUGUUCUUACAAAGAAUUUUAAGAAAAGUGAAAUUUCAGAAUAAACAGAUACGGUGAUACUGAUACAGUGUCUAGGUUAAACAAUAGUCGAUAUUUUGGCCUUAAAGCCUUUUCAAGGAACACAUAACAGGGUUACAUUUAGUGGCAGUGAUUAAAGGCAGCUGGCAUGGCUUGCUGUUGGGGAUCUUACAUAAUGCAACUUUAGCUGUAUUAAAACGUUUAAAUUUGUACAGUAAAUUAAUACGCUUUAAAUGUAUGCUUAGAUUUUAGUUUAGUAAAGAUUACCUUUUCUUUGUGUUUAAACCUUUGACCUUUUUUCAAAUGGUGCUACUUGACCUACUAUAAAUACAAUGUGAGAAUCUCUAAAGGGUGGUGAGAAGGCUUUUGAAUGAUAUAUAGAAUCAUAUACCUCAGAACUAGUUUGGCAAUAGAAUUCUAAUAUCAAGGUGUUUUUUUUUAUUUCCAAACACUUUGUAGCAAAUAUAACAUAGACCUAAAGGCCAUCAUUGAUGCUACGUUCAUUUUGUACUUUCAACACUUUUGAUCUACUAGAAAGUAUUACUUGAACUUAAAGUUUCAAUUGAAUUGCUUAAUCAGGGAUAUGUCAGCUCAUUGCUGUGCAUAAAUAUCACUUGUGUUCUCUUUCUAAUUCAGGUAUCAGCAUUUUCAUCUGAAAUCCUUGUAUAUAUAUCGCGCACAGCUAACUUUGUUAGAAAUGACCUGCAUUUUCAUACUGUGUUAAAGUGGAAUGCUCAGAAAUUUUUCAAGAAACAUUGCACUGAGUUAAAGGGAAAAUAGCAUUGAAAAAUAUAAAGCAAUGCAUGUGCUCUUUACUUAAGAUUAGACCCAGUCCGUUUAAAUAUAUGCACAUUUAGAUGCAUAUGUAUAUUUAGAGGCUAAAUGUAUUUACAACCACUAAACAUAAAAGCCUCUCAUACCCCAAUCUGUUAAUAAGUUAAUUAUGCAUUUGAUUCCACUCUGACAUUUAAAGAAAUGAAAGCACUUCAUUUGUUUUUCCACAAAAAACUUUUAGAUACCACAGAAAUCUAUGUAAAUUUAAAAUAGGUUGACUAUUGUAAAUGUAUUAAAUUGCCAUGUUGUAUAUACCACAUGCUUGCAUUGCAGAAGUCCAUUCUUUAUUUUAUGUACAGCUUUUGUUAUGUAUGAAGAUUGAUUUCCUGUUACAUGUACCGUCAACCCCACACAUCACAAAUUUAGCCCCCAACAAAUUCUGUUGUUUAUAUCCAGGUUACUGGAGGUUUUUUCCUGCAACAGCAACGUUUACAUUUUAAGAUUUUCUAUUUAAGUCACUUUGAUGUAGUUAAGGAGGAACCAUCCAUUUUGUAGUUGAAAUUAGAUGGUUAAUUUUUGUGUACAGAACCCAGCUUGAGUAGCAAGUUGUGAAUGAAGUAGGAGAAAAGAGUGAUUAGGUCAGGGGUGCCCAAUUCUGCUCAUGGAGAUCCACAGUCCUGCAGAGUUUAGCUCCUACCCUAAUUAAAUAAGAAAUAACAAGCAGUUAUAACCAAUCCUGAAGAUCUAAAUUAGCUGGGUCAGAUGUGUUUGAUUAGGGUUGGAGUUAAACUUUGCAGGACCUUAGAUACCCCGGAGAAGAACUGGGCAUCCCUAAAUUAGGUGGUAGUGGGUGACAAGAAUGUAGCCAUACUUGAAGACGCUUUGGAGUAUCUCUGAGUGGAGUCAACUUUACUUGAACGACUUACUGACUUCAACUAACAUACUGGGGUGAACAACUCUUACAUUAAGCUAGCAGUUGAUGUACAUGUUGGUAUUUUGACAUUAGACACUAAAGAUUUAAAUGUGCUAUUUUCUGCCUUUUUGUAUUGCUUCCCUUGUAUUCUUAAAAUAUUAUGCUUAAAAUGUUGAAUUAAGAAUGCAGUUGAAUACUGUAAGUAUUGUAAUGUACUGAUGAACUGAAUGCAGUUUAUUUUAAAGUUAUUUGUUGAUUUGUUAUCAUUCCUGAUUCUUAAAUUGUGGGUGUUUUUAAUAAAAUUUAUAUUUAUUUCAAGUACUGUAAA
Molecule: messenger RNA, 9013 nt
Organism: Paramisgurnus dabryanus
Lineage: Eukaryota; Metazoa; Chordata; Actinopteri; Cypriniformes; Cobitidae
Gene: tet2
Product: tet methylcytosine dioxygenase 2
Biological process (GO): myeloid cell differentiation; chromosomal 5-methylcytosine DNA demethylation, oxidation pathway; positive regulation of transcription by RNA polymerase II
Cellular component (GO): nucleus
Molecular function (GO): DNA 5-methylcytosine dioxygenase activity
Source: RefSeq, a predicted model, not a curated record